AUGCAGGCAUUUUAUGAACAUCACGAAAUAGUGUGGAUUAGCAGCAAGCUGUUCCUUGCUUCAGCUCAACUCAUCGUCGCAAUCAAUAAAAUAGACAAAUAUGGGGUCGAUGUGGAACGAACGAUACAAGGCCUUGCGGCACAUGGCGUAGUGGUAGAACGGUUGGGUGGUGAAGUGCAGGCGGUGGAGAUAUCCGCGCUGCGGCGCAUCAACCUCGUCUCUUUGCUGGAGGCUAUCGUGGCACAGGCAGAGGUGAUGCAUGUCGUUGCAGAUCCUACCGGACCUGCCGAGGCUCUUGUUCUUGAGUGCAGCAUGGAGCAUGGUCUUGGAAAGGUGGUGAAUUGCCUAGUAACGCAGGGUGAAUUGAAGCAAGGUUCCAGGAGCGGUCCUUUAAUAGCUGGUGAGAGCGUUGGUUGCGUGCGCGUCCUUCGAAACGAUCGCGGCUUUCGCGUGAACUCUGUCCGACCCGGCUACACUGCCUUUAUAGCUGGCUGGAAGACCAUGCCUCCCGUGGGUAGCACCAUCCUCGAAGUCGCCUCUGAAGUAGGUAUUGCCUUUUUGCUUCACUUUAAAACCAUGUCCUUAAAUGCGGAAGCAGAGGCAGCGGUUCGGACGCGGCGCCAGAGGCGGCUGGAAUGGAAGUCACAAGCUGACCAAGUGGCUAUUAACCAACGGACUGCCGAAUACCAUGCCGCCUAUGAGGCCUACCUCAGGAAGGGCGGGGAAAUGGAUCCCCAUUCUGCUCGUCGAUUCGCCUCUGAAUUUAGAAAGAACCAAACAAAUUUGGGGAAGAUAACGGAAACAGGGGAACUGAGUAUUCCCUUGAUCGUCAAGGCCGAUGUUAAGGGAAGUUUGGAGGCGAUUUCGGACAUACUAGAAACCUGCCCAUCCGAUCAGUGCCGCGUGCGGAUCGUCCUCUCAGGAGUCGGCCCCGUCACCCGGGCCGAAGUGGAUCUUGCGGCUGCCAUAGGAGCUGAACUAUUCACAUUUAACGUCGAUGCACUCCCAGAUGCGAAGUCGACACUCGAUAUGCACAAUAUGCUACUCCACUCGCACAACAUCAUUUACAGGCUUGCCGAAGAUGUGCGCUCCCUCGUUAAUCACAAAUUACCUCCUGUCUAUCUCGAAGAAGUUGUCGGCGAAGCUGUGGUUCUGCAAACCUUUGAAGUCUCUGUAAUCCGUAUCAAGCGUCAGGAGGAGGUAAUCGUCGGUGGGUGCCGUUGCACUCAGGGAAACAUCCUGUCUGGAAAAUCCUUAAAGCGAGGUAUGUUUUCGUCUUUGUGA
Hydatigera taeniaeformis is the source of this 1284-nucleotide messenger RNA. NCBI's taxonomy places the organism in Eukaryota, Metazoa, Platyhelminthes, Cestoda, Cyclophyllidea, Taeniidae. The record is from the annotation of a GenBank genome assembly.